GGGAAAAGAGGCUGAGACACAACAAGGGAGGGAUGAAGCCCUGAGGAGGAAGCACCAAAGGAGUGCUGUGAGACAGAAAGAAAGGGACAGUAGCACUGAGAGACACUGAGGAAGACUGACACAGGGAUGAAACAGUAAGCUUUUUGUGGAGGGGCGGAGUUGGAGGCUACCUCUGUGAGGGGGAGGAACUUCUUCUGGUUAUAAAAGCUGAUGUUUCUGGGAUACGGCGCAGACUGGACCGGACCGGUUACAGGAUGGCUGAGGGGGGGACCUCCGAGAACGGACUGCAGGAGAAGACCCGCGCUUUUCCUCAGCCGGUCAAAGUCCAGCUGAUCAGGAACACCAAGGUUUUCAUCAACAAUGAGUGGCGCGCGUCCAUCAGAGGAAAAAGAUUUCCAACCUUCAACCCCGCGACAGGCGUGAAGCUGUGUGAUGUGGAGGAGGCGGAUAGAGAGGAUGUGGAUGAGGCGGUUGAAGCAGCCAAAGCGGCGGUCCAGAGGAGCUCUCCGUGGCGCAGGAUGGACGCGUCCAGCCGCGGGAAGCUGCUGCACAAACUGGCCGACCUGAUGGAGAGGGACCGGCUCCUGCUGGCGACCCUGGAGACUCUGGACACUGGGAAGCCGUUCCUGCAGUCCUUCUUCAUCGACCUGGACGGCAGCAUCAAAACUUUGCGUUACUACGCAGGCUGGACCGACAAAAUCCACGGCCAGAGUCUACCCAUAGAUGACAGCUUCAUGUGUUUGACCAGACACGAGCCUGUCGGUGUGUGUGGAGCCAUCAUCCCAUGGAACUUUCCUCUCCUGAUGUUCAUGUGGAAGAUCGCUCCAGCCCUAAGCUGUGGGAACACGGUGGUGAUUAAACCCGCGGAGCAGACCCCCCUCACAGCCCUCCAUGUUGGAUCUCUUAUCAAAGAGGCGGAGUUUCCUCCUGGAGUUGUGAACAUCGUUCCAGGGUUUGGGCCCACUGCUGGAGCAGCUAUUGCUGACCACAGAGAUGUGGAUAAAGUUGCCUUCACUGGCUCCACAGAGGUUGGUCAGCUGAUCACAGCGGCAGCAGCCAACAGUAACCUGAAGCGAGUGACUUUGGAGCUGGGAGGGAAAAACCCCUGCAUCGUGUUCGCUGACUGCGACUUGCAGCUGGCUGUGGAGGAAAUUCAGAAAGGAGCGUUUUAUAACCAGGGUCAAUGCUGCACGGCUGCAUCACGGAUCUUUGUGGAGGAAAGUAUUUAUGAAGAAUUUGUGCAGCGCAGCGUAGAAAACGCUAAGAAGAUCGUCAUCGGAGACCCUAUGGACCCUCAGACCACACAUGGACCACAGAUUGACCAGCAGCAGUUUGAUAAAAUUAUGGAUCUGAUAGAAAGUGGGAAAAACGAGGGGGCCAGACUGGAACAUGGAGGAGGAGCUGUAGGUGAGAAGAGCCUCUUCAUCCAGCCCACCAUCUUCUCUGGAGUCAAAGAUCACAUGAGGAUUGCAAAGGAAGAGAUCUUUGGUCCAGUCCAGUGUAUACUAAGCUUUGAGAACCAGCAGGAGGCUGUAGAGAGAGCCAACAACUCUCCGUAUGGUCUGGUGUCGGCCGUCUUUACAACCAGUAUGGACAGAGCUCUGUCAGUGUCUGCAGCCAUGGAGACGGGAACUGUGUGGAUAAACUGCUACAACGCCCUUCAUGCUCAGACUCCCUUUGGAGGAUACAAGAUGUCAGGAAAUGGCCGAGAGCUGGGGGAGUAUGCUCUGGCCGAGUACUCUGAGGUGAAAACUGUGACCUUCAAGCUGACAGAAACCACAUGAGAAGAACAAGGAAUGUCCAUCACAGAGACAACCUACUGCUGUCCUCAGACAUGUUCCACUGUCUGUCUUACUUUUUCUACACCUUUUACAUAAUAAAUUGUUUACUUAUGUACUGCCUAAUUAACCCUUAAAACUUCAACCUUUUUUUUCUUUUGCUAUUUUUGUUUGUUUUCUAAAGUAAAUCAGCCUGUAAGAGCUUAAAACUUUUAAUCCCAGUCAGCAUCAGACGUGAUGUUUCCAGCUGUCUGAUUAGGGGGUAAAAUGAUGUAAAAUGAAUGUAUGAAUAGAUGUAGCAGCAUAAAGGUCGACCAGAAGAAGAAAGCAGAAUUUAUUACUAACAGAACUUUGUAGAAAUAACACACAGAU
Messenger RNA from Melanotaenia boesemani (Boeseman's rainbowfish), 2150 nucleotides. It is a transcript of the gene aldh1a3, whose product is annotated as aldehyde dehydrogenase 1 family, member A3. Bases 255 to 1784 code for a protein of 509 amino acids. NCBI's taxonomy places the organism in Eukaryota, Metazoa, Chordata, Actinopteri, Atheriniformes, Melanotaeniidae. Gene Ontology annotation, molecular function: aldehyde dehydrogenase (NAD+) activity. The transcript has 14 exons. The record is from RefSeq and is a predicted model, not a curated record.